AUGGUUCAUCUCAGCAGCCCUGUCUCUCUCCAGGGAAUUCUUCAACCUGGAGGCUUCCUCCAUGAGGCCGUGAGGCCCGUCAUCCACCACCUUGCUGAAGCCACCAGCUGCCAGUCUAUCACAGAGGCUGCCCAGCCCAUCCACGGGUAUCCAGGGGACACCGGGGGAUCACAGGAGGUUGCUGGGAUCCACCAGGUCCUCCAGGGUCCACAGGAGGUCCACCCGAGCCCACCCAGACACUCCAAUCAUCAAAGCCAACAAUCGGGACCUCUCCUACAUCCUCCUUGUCUCCCUCCUGCUUUCCUUCUUGACCUCCUUCCUCUUCAUUGGCCAACCAAGGAGAGCCACCUGCCUUCUCCGACAAACAGCCUUCAGCAUCUUUUUCUCACUCGCUGUCUCUUCUUUUUCUUGGCCACAAAACCAGGGAAUAAAGUGCAGAGAUGGCUGGGGAAGAGCUUGGCCAACUCCAUCAUCUUUUGUUGCUUGGGUGUCCAAGCUGUCCUCUGCAGCAUCUGGUUGGGCACUUCUCCCCCAUUCCCUGAGUCUGACAUGAACUUGCAGUCUGGAGAGAUCAUCCUGCAAUGCAAUGAAGGCUCUGUCACCAUGUUUUAUGGAGCUCUCGGAUACAUGGGCUUCCUGGCUGCUGUCUGCUUCACGGUGGCUUUCCUGGCCAGGAACCUCCCUGGGGCCUUCAAUGAAGCCAAGCUGAUCACCUUCAGCAUGCUGGUCUUCUGCAGUGUUUGGGUCUCCUUUGUGCCC
Messenger RNA from Candoia aspera, 759 nucleotides. RefSeq names its product taste receptor type 1 member 3-like. Gene Ontology annotation, biological process: G protein-coupled receptor signaling pathway. The record is from RefSeq and is a predicted model, not a curated record. Gene Ontology annotation, cellular component: plasma membrane. The annotation marks the transcript as partial. Gene Ontology annotation, molecular function: G protein-coupled receptor activity. The transcript is spliced from 4 exons. NCBI's taxonomy places the organism in Eukaryota, Metazoa, Chordata, Lepidosauria, Squamata, Candoiidae.